This is a messenger RNA of Scleropages formosus (Asian bonytongue), 6127 nucleotides long. Its product is annotated as sodium-driven chloride bicarbonate exchanger-like. The coding region runs from base 560 to 4450 and encodes 1296 amino acids. Gene Ontology annotation, cellular component: plasma membrane; basolateral plasma membrane. NCBI's taxonomy places the organism in Eukaryota, Metazoa, Chordata, Actinopteri, Osteoglossiformes, Osteoglossidae. The transcript is spliced from 26 exons. Gene Ontology annotation, molecular function: monoatomic anion transmembrane transporter activity; solute:inorganic anion antiporter activity; sodium:bicarbonate symporter activity. The record is from RefSeq and is a predicted model, not a curated record. Gene Ontology annotation, biological process: transmembrane transport; monoatomic anion transport; bicarbonate transport.
GUAGCGAUUCCUUUGUGCUCUUCUUUUCGCGGCACGGCACGCUGAGCUCGCGCUGGGGGUGUACACCACGGGACAGCCUUCCCAUCACUACUUUAGGAGCCGCAGGGAAGGGUGGGCAGUGCGCGCGCGCGCGCGGCUCACUCACGCGGGCACCUCGCGCCCGUGGAUCCGACACGUCGCACGUUCCACCGAGAGUUGGGGGGGGUGGGAUCGGUCGGGGCAGGAUGGCUCUUAGCGACAUGUGACCGCGUGUGUGCCGGGCGCUUUGUGUGAUUCCUCAUCUCGCUCCGGAAACACCUGAUCGGGGGAAAAAGAGAGCAGAGUGACGACACGACAGACAGAGAAACAUAGAGAAAUAUAGAGAGAAAGAAAGACGCAGAAAUACGUGCAGUAAGUAAAGUAAACCCGGCAGGCGGCUCGAGAUGGACAUGAAGGACCAAGGAGCGCAAAUGGAGCCGCUGCUGCCCACGUGUCCUUCUGUACAUCCAUCCUGUGAGGCUCUUACCGUGUUCUUGUACAAGGAGGAGAGCGGUGAGGUGACAGUGCUAGAAAACUGUACAUGUCACCUUUCCGCAACGUGCAGAAACGUACGUCUGAUCCCAAGACUACCAGCUUCGUGACGCAACGGAUGGAGGUUGUCACUCCUGUGGGAGGUAGAAAUGUGAGAAAUGAUGAAGAAGCUGUGGUGGACAGAGGCGGAACACGUUCCUUGCUGAAGACCAACUUCGAGAAGGAAGAGUUAGAAGGUCAUCGCACAUUGUAUAUUGGGGUGCAUGUUCCGCUGGGGAGGAAGACGCACAGAAGGCGCCGGCACCACGGACACCGGCACAAGAAGAGAGACAGGGAGCGGGACUCUGGCGUUGAAGAUGGCCGGGAAUCACCCCCCUACAACACCCCCUCGCAGAGAGUCCAGUUUCUGCUGGGCACAGAGGACGACGAUGAGGAACACAUCCCUCACGACCUUUUCACUGAGCUGGAUGAGAUCUGCCUGCGAGAUGGGGAGGCUGCAGAGUGGAGGGAGACUGCUAGAUGGCUGAAGUUCGAAGAAGAUGUGGAAGAUGGUGGCGAGCGGUGGAGCAAACCCUACGUGGCCACGCUAUCCCUGCACAGCCUGUUUGAGCUGCGCAGCUGCAUUCUCAAUGGCACCGUGCUGCUGGACAUGCGGGCCAGCUCUCUGGAGGAGAUUGCAGACAUGGUCCUAGACCAGCAGGAGGUGUCUGGGCAGUUAGGCGAGGAUGUGCGCAGGAAGGUUCGAGAGGCCCUCCUCAAGCAGCACCAUCACCAGAACCAAAAGAAGUUGGCCAACCGCAUCCCCAUUGUGCGGUCCUUUGCAGACAUCGGCAGGAAGCAGUCCGAACCACACUCCAUGGACAAGAACGGUCAGAUGGUCUCCCCUCAAUCUCAGCCCACCAGCACGGACGGCAGGGGGGAUGUCAGCAGAGAGAAUAGUGCUGUGGACUUCAGUAAGAUAGACCUUCACUUCAUGAAGAAGAUUCCUCCUGGUGCUGAGGCAUCCAAUGUCUUGGUGGGUGAGCUGGAGUUUCUGGACCGACCCGUUGUGGCAUUUGUGCGCCUCUCUCCAGCAGUCCUGCUUUACGGCCUGACGGAAGUUCCCAUAACCACCAGGUUUCUGUUCAUCUUGCUGGGACCUCUGGGAAAAGGGCAGCAAUACCAUGAGAUUGGCAGGUCCAUUGCCACUCUAAUGACGGAUGAGGUGUUCCAUGAUGUUGCCUACAAGGCAAAGGAUCGCAACGAUCUGGUGGCUGGUAUUGAUGAGUUCCUUGACCAAGUGACAGUCUUGCCGCCAGGAGAAUGGGACCCAUCUAUAAGAAUAGAGCCCCCCAAAAAUGUGCCCUCUCAGGAGAAGCGAAAGAUUCCCACGGUGCCCAACGGCACGACAGAGCUGGGUGAAGCGGAGGAGCACGGUGGUCAUGGCGGCCCAGAAUUGCAGCGCACUGGGAGGAUAUUUGGUGGAUUCGUCCUGGACAUCAAGCGCAAGGCCCCCCACUAUCUGUCAGACUUCACGGAUGCUGUGAGCCUGCAGUGCUUGGCCUCCUUCCUGUUCCUGUAUUGCGCUUGCAUGUCGCCCGUCAUCACGUUUGGGGGUCUGCUCGGCGAGGCCACAGAGGGACGGAUAAGUGCAAUUGAGUCUCUUUUUGGAGCAUCGAUGACAGGAAUAGCCUAUUCCCUCUUUGCCGGCCAGCCUCUCACCAUAUUGGGGAGCACAGGGCCUGUGCUUGUGUUUGAGAAGAUACUCUUCAAGUUCUGCAAAGAGUAUGGAUUAUCCUACCUCUCGCUGAGAUCCUGCAUAGGGCUGUGGACGGCCUUCUUGUGCCUGGUCCUGGUGGCCACCGAUGCCAGUUCGCUCGUCUGCUACAUCACCCGCUUCACUGAAGAAGCGUUUGCUGCACUAAUCUGCAUCAUUUUUAUCUACGAGGCAUUGGAGAAGCUGAUCCACCUGGGGGAAACGUACCCCUUCAACAUGAACAACAAUCUGGAGAAGCUCACCCAGUACUCGUGUAUCUGCGUGGAGCCCCCGGACCCUAGCAAUGCCACUCUUAGCUACUGGGAGGAGAGCAAUAUCACUGCUUCCGAGAUCUACUGGGAAGGUCUGGAAGUGAAGGAUUGCAUUGAGAAGAGAGGGGAAUUUGUGGGGAGCGCCUGUGGGCCACAUGGCCCCUACGUUCCCGAUGUACUCUUCUGGUCCAUAGUGCUGUUCUUCUCCACCGUGGCCAUGUCUAGUUUCCUGAAGGAUUUCAAGACCAGCCGUUACUUCCCCACCAAGGUGAGGUCGAUCAUCAGCGAUUUUGCCAUCUUCAUCACCAUCCUUACCAUGGUCCUUGUGGACUAUGCCUUAGGAGUCCCGUCUCCAAAACUUCAGGUCCCCAAUGAGUUUAAGCCAACCAGAGAUGACCGUGGUUGGUUGAUCAACCCCUUGGGCCCAAACCCCUGGUGGACCACCAUUGUGACCAUCAUCCCUGCUCUCCUCUGCACUAUUCUUAUCUUUAUGGACCAGCAGAUUACUGCAGUCAUCAUCAAUAGGAAGGAGCACAAAUUAAAGAAAGGCUGUGGGUACCACCUGGACCUUUUCAUUGUGGGUGUCAUGCUGGGUGUGUGCUCAGUGAUGGGCCUUCCCUGGUUUGUGGCUGCCACAGUGCUUUCAAUCUCCCACGUCAACAGCCUCAAGCUGGAGUCAGAGUGCUCAGCGCCUGGGGAGCAGCCCAAGUUCCUGGGCAUCCGUGAGCAGCGCUUCACAGGUCUCAUGAUCUUCUUGCUCAUGGGCUGCUCCGUCUUUAUGACCUCCAUCCUCAAGUUUAUUCCUAUGCCUGUGCUUUAUGGAGUAUUUCUUUACAUGGGAGCUUCCUCACUUAAAGGUAUACAGUUCUUCGACCGUCUGAAGCUGUUCGGCAUGCCAGCAAAGCACCAGCCUGACUUCAUCUACCUGCGGCACGUUCCUCUGAGGAAGGUCCACCUCUUCACCAUCAUCCAGCUCAGCUGCCUGGUUUUGUUGUGGGUCAUCAAGACCUCUAGGGCAGCCAUCGUUUUCCCUAUGAUGGUGUUGGCUCUAGUUUUUAUUCGGAAGCUGUUGGAUUUCAUCUUCACUAAGAGAGAGCUGAGCUGGCUGGAUGACCUGAUGCCAGAGAGUAAAAAGAAGAAACUAGAAGAUGCCAAACAAGAGGAAGAGCAAAGCAUUCUGGCCGAGGAUGAGGGAAUAGUUCAAGUGCCAUUGGAAGGGCAUCAUAAGGGUGACCCUUCCACAGUGAACAUUUCUGAUGAAAUGUCAAAGACUAAUUUUGGGAAUGUCUGGAAAAGCCUCAGCACAGAAAAUUCUAAAAAAGACCCUAGCUCCAAAAGGUUUGAUUUUAUAUUUUUACUUUUUUCUAAAGAAGGCUCGACUAUCCAUCCAAGAUCAAUAACUGCUUUUGCUGAGCAGGGUUGCAGUGAUCCUGGAGCCUAUCCCAGAAACACUGGGCGCAGAGCUGAGGGAGGGUACACACUUGACGGGAUGCCAUUCCAUCACAGGAUGGCCACACAUGAACACGCACUCACCCAUUCAUGCACUAAGGGUAAUUCAGAGACAUCAAUUCACCUCAAGUACAUGUCUUUGCAUCCCACACAGGGCAGAGCAUGCAAACUCCACACAAAUCAAGCAGGAAUCAAACCCAUGUUAUUUUGCACAGAAUUAUUUACUGCUGACUUUGUUAUAUACUGUAUGUAUGCAACUUUAUUUAUUUAUACAUAUACAGUAUUUACCACUUUUUUUCUGGGUAUUGAAAGGCUAAUGCAUGAUCUGCAACACUGCCCACAUAAUCCCAUGAGGAUAAUCUGCACUAUAGGUCAAUUUGCAGUUAUGAGUUUUUUUUUUUUUUUUUUUAUACUAAGCCAUGGAAAGAUAAUCCAUAGUUCCUCCCAUGUUUCACCAAAAUGUUUUUUUUAUGCCAAGAUAUAGGCAUACACUUAAAUUGUUAAACUCUGUCCAAAUUUCCCAGAUAUGCACUGCCAACAAUUUAUUGUUAUCAGGAGCUUACAGAUAAUACAGUCAUAAUUGUCCCAAAAUCCCAAUUGUGGUUUACUUUAUUAAGCAGAAAAUUCAGAUUUAUUACUUGAUUUCACAUCAGGAAUUAAAGCAAUGAGGUUUAUAUUACUGAACUGUCAGUUUUUAUUUGUAGCCAUUUAUGUUAUAUUUUUAACAGCCACAAUUAUGUCUCACAUAAAGUUAAAAUUGUUUUUCCGUAGAAGGUUUGUGUGUAAUUACCAGUGUCUUUGUCUAAUUUGGAUAAAUUCAUUUUCAAACACAAACCCACUCAACUCAUUCAGGAACAAAAAGAAGAAAAAAAAAUCACAUUUUAUAAUCACCAUUUUCACGCAGGAUUUCAUUUUAAAUCUGGAUAAUGAAUGCGGAAAGAUCUGUGAAAUUAUCCUUUUAUGCUGUAUAUAUUCAGCAUUUGGCAGAUGAACACAGCUCUUAAUCCUACUUAUCCUCUUAGCAGCUUUUUAGCAUACAAAGAGAAGGUUGGCCCUUCUCUUGUGGGGCUGAUAAAAUAUUAACACAUUCUCUACGUAUGUUUCAUUUCCAUUUCUACCAUAAGCUCCCUUUCUUAACCUCGUAGAUGCUGAUUCUCCAAAGGUAAGACUGUGUUCCUGUUCGCUCUUCUUUGCUCGUGUUGGCUCUGUUUUGUAUCCGUACCACUCUUUAACAGUGCAGUUUACCUUUGUUUGAGAGAAUAUGUUCAACUGCCACUAUGAAUUAAUAUGCCAUUAUGAGAUCAGCUAUUUAGUUUCAGGUGUCCGUUCGAAGUUUCCAGACAUUCUGGAUUUGGGAACUCUUGCAUGUUAUCAGACAAAGAUCAACUGCAUUGUAAAAAUACCGCAUAAUUAUACAAUAAUAAUCUGAAGGUAUCACACUGCCAUUUUCUGUUUAAUUAAAUGUGUUGCUAGUUUAUUGGGAGGAGACUGUAAGAUUGCAUCUUUUGGAGUGCAUUCUAUAGUGUAUGAAGAGGGCUUAACGCAUGUUUAGGCUGGAAUGAGACGGUCUCAGGAGAUGGCCAUAUAUGCAUAUUAAUCUCCUAAACACGUGCCAGCUAAAGAUCAGCCAGCUUGUUGAUGAAGCCUCCUAACCGGAGCUGUGUGCAUGCAGACCCUUUGUUACAACCCCCAUGCCUGUGAAGGACACUUCUCAGGAAGAAGGCCACCUAUACUGAUGGAGUAAACACAUGAGGCAAUGAGUUUUCUGUUCAUUGUGCACAGGAGAACUGUCCAUUCGCAGGCUAUUUACACACUCCAGCUCACACUUUCAGCACUUAUAUCUCUCAACUGUCUAGCUUAUAGACAGGUCUCUUUUCCGGAAAGUUCUCGUUUAUAUGUACGAUUUGCCUUAAUGUGUCCAACUGGUUGUUCCCACAAAUCCCUCCAAGUAAAAGUGUUCGUCCUGCUUGGCAGUAGUAGCUCUCAGAUGCUGGGCAGUUGAAAGGUAUACAGUACAUCAUGUUUACCAGUGAGAAGUUUUCAUCUGAAUGGAGUAACACGCCACCUGUCUUUUCUUCGUAGCUUUUCUGAUCACGUGAGCAGACGAGAGAGAAGGACAAACGUGGAGAAGGGCUUUGACAGGGAGACCAGCUUGUGAUGU